Messenger RNA from Rotaria socialis, 2522 nucleotides. The record is from the annotation of a GenBank genome assembly. Lineage: Eukaryota; Metazoa; Rotifera; Eurotatoria; Philodinida; Philodinidae.
AUGACACGUUCUUCGUUUUUGAAAAAAGAGAAACAGCUUCGACUGACUCGAAAUACUUCCAAAUCACGAAGAAUCAUUACCAGUGUUAGAAAAAAUACACUUGAACUACAAAAUUAUUUUAUUUCUAAUAAAGAUCAGUCAACCAGCAACGAGCAAUUCACGUACAAAGCACUCUCAUUUACUGGUUCAUCAUGUCAGAAACUAACGAACUUUCUCAAACAAACAAGUACACAUGAUAAUAAUAACGUAAACGACUAUUAUCAAAUAAUUCACAAUUACUUUUUGUUGGAAUUACUGAAACAAACCAUUUGUGUCUCCUGUAAGUUAAUAUGUAAUGGUGAUAUGUCUGUUACAAAACGAGAAGGAUUAUAUUGUUUCUUGGUGUUUACAUGUUGCUGCUCUCAUGAAAUUAAUAUCAAUACAUCUAAACAAUGUCUAAAUACUUCUAAAAGAGAUAUUAAUGUUCGAAGUGCAAUCGGUGCAAAUUUUGCCGGUACUGGUCAUCAAGGUUUCGUAAAGCUCUGUGCUAUAUUGAACGUACCAAUACCCACUAAUGAAGAUCAUUUCUCGGAUACCAUCGAUUAUUUACUUCCAACAUUUGAAUCAUACAAGCUUCGGCCAAUGAACAAUGCUGUCGAAGAAGCUUGCAAGAAAUCAAAUGAACGUAAAAUUACUGUUAGCGGAGAUGGUACAUGGCAAAAGCGUGGCUUUUCAAGUUUACAUGUAGUCGUAGAAGUUUUAUCUAAUGGACCUACUGCAAAAGUGUUAGAUUUGGAACGAUUAUCAAAAAAAUGUUUGAUUUGUACAGGUCUACUGAGCAUUAAAUAUUCAGAUCCAAAACAAUAUUCAGAAAUUAAAAAUAAUCAUCAAUGUGAAAUAAAUCAUGUCGGCUCAUCCGCUUCCAUGGAAGUUGAUGGAAUUCAUCGUUUAUUUGCACGUUCUAAAAUGCUGUACAACGUAAAAUUAGAACCAAACAAAAUAAACAGAAAUAUGCAAAAUUUCAAGCUGCAUCUUUACAACCUAUUGAGAUUAAAAACAAGGGGGUGGCAGACUUACGAUGAAAUCCGACGGUAUCCUUUUUAAUCUAAUUCAAUCAGUUGCAGCUAGAAGUAUAUAGUUCAUAUAUACAUCUACAAAAUGUAUUUUAUGCAUAUGUAUUUAUCAUUACUGGUCCCAACCCAUCCCACAAAAUCUGUAUACAACCUAUACAUAUUCAUAUGGAUAUAGACAGAAUUGAUACUGAUAUAUAAACGACUCUUACAUUAUAUUAAAAUGUAUGAUAUGGCUUGAUAAAAACCUAAACAAAAAACAUCGUUUGUAUGCACAUCUUUAUCUACGUGCUACAAAUUUAUUAUAGUGUGUAGUGCAUUUUGAAUUUCCUGGGAAUAGGAAUUUACCAUACUCUCCAGUAGUAGAAGAAUCAACUUCUAUGUGUAGAAUAAUAAACCCUACCAACACAGUGGCGGAAGAAUCAACCUCUGUACGUAUGAUAAUAAACCAUUUUUGACGAAGAGGUAGAAUAAUCAACGGUUUAUGUAGAGUAAUAAACCUUCUAAUCGAAAGAGAGCUAGGAUCAACUCUUAUACGUAGAACAAUAAACUCUUUGACCAAAGAGGCUGAUGAAUCAACCCAUGUGUGUAUAGUAAUAAACCUUUCUAACCAAGAAGUAAAACAAUCAAUCUCUAUGUGUAGAAAGAUAAACGCUUUCGAUGAAAGAGCGGAAAGAUCAACCCAUAUACGGUGAAUAAUGAACUUCUCUCAACAAAAAAGAAGUAGAAUCAACCAUCAACCGACGAUGGAACUACCCCUGCAGGUGCUAAGGUACAUAAGUCGAUGUCAGUUGGUAGAAUAAAAGCCCUUGUCCAUGAAAAGGUAUAGAUUAAAGCAUUCACGUACAAUGCUAAACCUGUUUUGUUAAGAGGCAGAUGAAUCAACUGUUAAACGUGGAAUACUGAACCCUUCGCAGGACAUUGUAACAGAAUCUACCUUUAAGCGUAGAAUAAUGAACAGUUUCUCAGAAGGGCAGCACACUAUACCCAGAAAGGCAGAGUGAUAUACCCUCUUAACGAAAAAGUAGAAUACUAAACCCGAAAACGAGUAAUAAAAUACCCCUAUCUUGAAAGCUAAUAGCAAUCUACCGUCAUCUGUUGAAGGAUAUACUUUUACCGUAAAAUAGUAGAAUAAUGAACCUUUAUGUACCCUUCAUAUACCCUUUGAGCUUUCAUAAACCCUCCGACUAAUAAACGCUAAAAGGGUUCACCACAUUGGAAUCAACCCUUCAAGACAUUCGUCUUUCUGACUAGCUAGCGAUCGGUCGCAUUUUAGUUUUCCGUAUUCUGCACUUAGUGCCCCCGUUUUUUUCUGCUCUUCUUUUUUCUCUAUUUUUCUUAAAAACAUCUCCUUUUGAGCCUUUUUUCGAGAAUUUUUUCUUCCGUGUCUGAGUCAGUGCUCACAGACAGUUUUUAGGUGGUUUUCGGAAAUGCCGCCGAAAAGAGGAGGUGGGGUUGCCGGUGGUAAGCAGC